This is a messenger RNA of Perognathus longimembris pacificus (Pacific pocket mouse), 1293 nucleotides long. Its product is annotated as translation initiation factor IF-2-like. The transcript has 3 exons. Lineage: Eukaryota; Metazoa; Chordata; Mammalia; Rodentia; Heteromyidae. Bases 1 to 822 code for a protein of 273 amino acids. The record is from RefSeq and is a predicted model, not a curated record.
AUGGCGGCCUCGGCGCCCGCGAUGAAGACGCUCUCGCUCGAGCGGCCCCGGCUGGCGAGCGCUGCGCUCGGCGCUCCUCCUCCCGACCUGCGGAGCCGCCGGCCCUCCGCCGCCGUGCGCCGGCUCUCCGGGGGCCGCGCUUCGGCUCGGGCAUCGAUUGCUCCGGCCCGGACGCGGGCCCCGCCCCCUGGGGGCGUGGCCCCGGCUUCCCCCGCGGCCGCCAUUUCGGAGCCCCGGCUUCCCGAGCCGGGGGUGCCCCGCCGGGCGCGGAGGCCUGCGCGCCCCACCCCGUGGCCGCGCCGGCGCCGGGUCCGCGGGGCCCCUGGGCCUGGAUUCCCGGGGCGCUGCGGGGCCCCCCCCCCGACACCCGCACCCCACUUCGGAGGCCGGGUUCGGGGCGAGCAGGGCCGGAGCUGCCCGGAGAGGCCUCGGAGGAGGACCGGGGAGGGGGUGCAUGCAGUCGUUGGAGGCGCGGACCGCGCGGAGUCGGGUCACCCGGGGCGGGGGCGCAGGUCACGUGGGGACCCCCCCACCUCACCCGCGCGGGGCUCCCUGAAUCCGCGCCGAAACCCGAGGCGCGAACUCUCCUGUACGCUCGCUUACAUCCCAAUAAAAAUCCCUGUGGGAGAAAACAGUAAGUCCCUGCCAGCCGGGCCGAAGCGUGCGCCCUCCGGACGCCCACCGGGCCUCCCCACGCGUCACGCGACGCCACGCGCGCCCACACGCACCGCCGCGGACGAGCCCCGCAGACGAGGUCACAGUGAAUAUACCAACCAGAAUAAAGGCAGAAAGCACGUGGCAGCACCGUGGUCUCCAGGCUAACAGACCCUCUGCACGGGCCCCAGAGCUCCACAGACGAGGCAGAAGCAGCACAGUCAAGUCACCUGUCGCUGGAUGAGGGAGUUGCAAGCCCAUCCUGGUCAGAGGAACACGCACACACACACACACAGUCCCCACCUCAGCUACUGCAGCAGCCAUCUUCGAAAUGUACUGUCAGCCACACCCAAGAGUUACAUCUUCAAAUCCUUUAAUUAUCUUGUAAAGAACAUCCCAGAUUUGCAUUGUGCUUUCAGGUGUGGAUUGUGAACACAAAGGCAUUUGUUGAAUAGAAGCAUUUAAAACACAUCGUCAGUGGACUGGGGAUUUUGUUCAGUGACAGGGUCUCUGCUUGGUGUACAGGAGGGGGCCCUGCAUUUGAUCCUCAGCCCCACAAGGAAAGAAAGACAAAGACGGUAAAAUGCAUCAUCACAAUGGCAUAUUUACCUCUUAAAAUGUAUGCCAGCGCCAGGCGCU